AUGAGUCCACAGUCAGCUGUUCGAUUCAAUGUCCCUCCAGUGACCAACUACAAUUCAAUGGAUGUGGAUGAGUCCACUGUGUCCUGGGCAUCACUAGAUCAAUCACCUCCAGCUCAAGCUGAUUAUCCAGGUUUUCCCAUCAAUCCAGAUUUGUACCUCAGGCCUGAGGAUGAUAUCAUUGAUGUGGAUGAGUUGCUGGAUUCUGCUGAUCCUAAGAGUGAUGUUCUGGCUGCAUCAGAAGUGUCUAUGUCUUUGGAUGACACCUCUACCGAACUUCAUUCAGAGCAGCCAGAGCUCACUAAUGAAGAUUUACAUUCAAUGGCCCGGGAGUUCCGACCAUUUGGGUCAUAUGAACACACUGGAUUGACUCAGUAA
Suillus subaureus is the source of this 375-nucleotide messenger RNA. RefSeq lists its product as uncharacterized. The transcript has 4 exons. Lineage: Eukaryota; Fungi; Basidiomycota; Agaricomycetes; Boletales; Suillaceae. Bases 1 to 375 code for a protein of 124 amino acids. The record is from RefSeq and is a predicted model, not a curated record.